GAAGCGGUGUGCUCGCCAGGCGCCGCCAUGCCCGGGGACCACCGCCGCAUCCGCGGACCAGACGAGUCGCAGCCGCCGCAGCUGUACGCCGCCGACGAGGAGGAGGAGCCCGCCGCCCGAGACCCGACGCGGCUGCGGCCGGUGUACGCGCGCGCCGGGCUGCUGAGCCAGGCCAAGGGCUCGGCCUACCUGGAGGCGGGAGCCACCAAGGUGCUGUGCGCCGUGUCGGGCCCACGCCAGGUCGAGGGCAGCGAGCGAGGGAGCGGCCCGGCCGGAGCCGGCGGCGAGGCCCCGGCCGCGCUGCGCGGCCGCCUGGUCUGCGAUUUCCGCCGCGCGCCUUUCUCGGGCCGCCGGCGCCGGGCGCCUCCGGGCGGCGGCGAGGAGCGCGAGCUGGCCCUGGCCUUGCAGGAGGCGCUGGAGCCGGCCGUGCGCCUGAGCCGCUACCCGCGCGCGCAGCUCGAGGUGUCGGCGCUGCUGCUGGAGGACGGCGGCUCGGCCCUGGCCGCCGCCCUCACGGCCGCCGCCCUGGCCCUGGCCGACGCGGGCGUCGAGAUGUACGACCUGGUGGUGGGCUGCGGCCUGAGCCGCGCGCCGGGGCCCACGCCCGCCUGGCUGCUGGACCCGACGCGGCUGGAGGAGGAGCGCGCCGCCGCCGGCCUCACCGUGGCGCUCAUGCCGGUGCUCAACCAGGUGGCCGGGCUGCUGGGCAGCGGGGAGGGCGACGCGACCGAGACUUGGGCCGAAGCCGUGCGGCUGGCCCUCGAGGGCUGCCAGCGACUCUACCCGGUGCUGCAGCAGUGCCUGGUGCGGGCCGCCCGCCGCAGGGGCGCCGCCCCGCCCUGAGCCAGCGGACGAAGUGGAGCCGCGAGCGGACGGAGCGUGCGGAGAUGGACGGUUGCGUUGGGACAGCUGUUUUCCAGUUCCCAGCCAGAAGCCAGUGGAGGAAGCCGCGGGAUGCUUGCUUACUCCCGAGUCGGGAAGGACUUGAGCCGGCCUCGUCCGGAGAGCGGGACCUGUGUGACUCCGGAGACGAUGGACAGGGCGCUGGGCCUUCUCGCAGCGGGACUAAACAACACCGUUUUUUGUUUGCGAAAUACGCGUGUCUUGGUUCUUGGUACAGGAUUUUAAGAGAGAGCAAGGCUCCCUGGCGGUGAGGCUCAGGACAGCACUGCCCCGCCUGUAUGGCGUCCCUUGGACCGGUGAGCGGACGAGACAGGCCAGAAUACUGAAGCGGCUUCAGGUUUAGAUGUGGGCCAUGUGCUUGGCAGGAAGACACGCCGCCACCUCCGGUGGCCCGUGAGGCUGCUGCACCGGGAGGAGAGUUGAACGGCCCCGGGAGCACUCGGGUGGCGGGGAUCCCGGAGCUCAUGGCUGUGCCGGGAGAGGCCGCAGCUAAGGGUUCCCGAGAGCUGGAAAGGGUUUUGCUCUGGAUGGAAGCCGGACCCCAGCCUUCCGUGGCCAGGGGCACAGCAGUACAGUCAGAGGCCUGCAGUACGGCUGAGUGGGCCCCUGGGCUGCCUUCAUCUGCCCGUUGUCCAGCCUGAGCCCCCGGGAUCUACGCAGCAUGGGCGGGGGGAGAGGGCCGGUGAACUGCGAGAAAGUUCCUGGCUUCUGGGAAAGCGAGGCUACGCUGUAGGGCAGGAGGGGAGUCUUCCUUGAACCCUGCUGGUUUGUGCUUAAUGGAAUCCACAGUUGGGGGGGGGGCUGGGCACCCAGCUCCGGAUGAGCUGCUAAGCUUGUCUUGAAGGGCUGGCCUGGGGCAGCCCAAAGACCAGGGUGAAAUUCUGGGGUCACACCACGGUCCUUUGACAGAAGAAAUACAAAUUUUAUUUUUUUCUGUUCUGACCACAUUGUCCUACAGCAGAUCUACAAACACACAGGUGUCACACCAGUGAAAGACGAGAUAGGAAGGGACG
Molecule: messenger RNA, 1916 nt
Organism: Lepus europaeus (European hare)
Lineage: Eukaryota; Metazoa; Chordata; Mammalia; Lagomorpha; Leporidae
Gene: EXOSC6
Product: exosome component 6
Exons: 1
Coding region: 28-843 (271 amino acids)
Biological process (GO): rRNA catabolic process; U4 snRNA 3'-end processing; nuclear mRNA surveillance
Cellular component (GO): nucleolus; nuclear exosome (RNase complex); cytoplasmic exosome (RNase complex)
Source: RefSeq, a predicted model, not a curated record